UGCGGGCGCGCGGGGGGGCAGAAGUCGUCGCAGGUGCUUGCUUUUGUUUGCUUCGUUUCUUCCCUUGCAACUGGGGGAUGCUGGCAGCUUGACUCUGCCUGAGCCGACGCCGCGCCCGGGACGCGAAUGAAGAAACUCCUUCUCCUGCUCUUCAACUAUCGGGGACUCACGCGAGGCGGGGGACGCAAGGGGAAACGCCGCCGAAAAUGGCCUCAUUCCAUAUCCGAGCUGCGCGGCCCGAAGACUGCGCCGACCUGCUGCGCCUCAUAAAGGAGCUUGCUAAAUAUGAAGAAAUGGAGGAUCAAGUAGUACUGACUGAAAAAGAUCUGCUUGAGGAUGGCUUUGGAGAACACCCUUUCUAUCAGUGUCUUGUUGCAGAAGUGCCAAAAGAACACUGGACAGCUGAAGGACAUGGAAUCGUGGGCUUUGCCAUGUAUUACUUUACUUAUGACCCAUGGAUUGGAAAACUGCUAUAUCUUGAAGAUUUCUUUGUGAUGAAUGAAUUCAGAGGCUUGGGCAUUGGAUCAGAAAUUCUAAAGCAUCUGAGUAAGACGGCAGUCAGAUGUCGUUGCAGCAGUAUGCACUUCCUAGUGGCAGAAUGGAAUGAACCGUCUAUCAGGUUCUACAAGAGACGUGGUGCUUCUGACCUGUCAUCUGAAGAAGGAUGGAGACUCUUCAAAAUAGACAAGGAGUAUUUGAUAAAGAUGGCAACUGAAGAGUGAGAAGUUUUGCCAGGACAAUACCAAAUUUCAUUCAUUAACUUCUUUUUGACUGUAGUCUUCCUUCCAUUUCUUGCUUUUCAUCCACUUUAUAUUGAAAUAGUUGGAUUCCUAAUUCAAAUGCUUUAUUGCCAAUAGCAUAAAUGCAACCUGUAAUUUUGCAACUUUAGUCCCACAAACAAACAGUUAUGGAAUUGAUUUGCCUUUCUCCUUCCUCUCAUCAGUACACCUGUGAUCUUAAAAUGUAUAUUGUAUAGAACUUCAUUCUUGUAAGUGUCAUUCAAAUGUGUACAGUGUACACACUGGUAGAACAUUUGUUUUUAAUUAUGUGUGCUCAUUAAAAAUAAACAUUCAUGGUAGUGACAA
This is a messenger RNA of Varanus komodoensis (Komodo dragon), 1085 nucleotides long. It is a transcript of the gene SAT1, whose product is annotated as spermidine/spermine N1-acetyltransferase 1. Bases 207 to 722 code for a protein of 171 amino acids. NCBI's taxonomy places the organism in Eukaryota, Metazoa, Chordata, Lepidosauria, Squamata, Varanidae. Gene Ontology annotation, molecular function: N-acetyltransferase activity. The record is from RefSeq and is a predicted model, not a curated record. The transcript has 6 exons. Gene Ontology annotation, cellular component: cytosol.